AUGGAAACAAAUUCUUUGGACGAAGUGGACCACAAUGUCUCCGAGACGACUGCUGUUAAUGCUGAUCCUGAGCAAAACAUCCAUCAGUCUAAUGCUACUUCCGUUAAAAAGGAAGAUGCUAAGUCUUCGGACGAAAAGAGAUUCUCCUUGUCUGCGUUGUCUGAUCUUCUCGAUGAAUUUCUAAAUAAGGGUGAUAUACCGGAAUCAUGUAUUGAUCAAGCCUUGAUUCUAUUGAGAUUUUCGCCAACUGCACUCAUCGAUGUAGAUGAGUCCUCUAUCGUUGCCACUCUUUUGACUGCAAUACAAAAAGCCGAUGAACUAGCCGCAUCGAAAUAUCUCCUUCUUUUGUCGGGCCUUCUCUCUUUUACUGUUUCUUCGAGGAGCUUACGCCUUAUUAUUAAUUAUCUUAUGUCUUCUAACAGAAUUUGGCGCCCCUACUCCUAUGAGCUCAUUCAUCAACUGAAAAUAGCCUCCAGUUUUCCCAAUAAUAUGUCCUUCUUUAUAUUUCCUGGAGAAUCAAAAAGCAUAUUGACGAUUCCACCGAUUUCCAAAUUUCCAUAUCAGAAUGGUUGGACUUUCCAGUCUUGGGUCUACAUUGACCCGCCUCUAUGUAAGCUCAGUGAAGUGAAACCUCGGUAUCUUUUUAGUUUUCAAACGGACAAAGGACUUGGCUAUACCGCCCAUUUCCUGGGCACGUUAUUUAUAAUUACCUCAAUCAGAGCUAAAGACAAAGGACUACAACACUGCGUCCCUACAGAAUUUCACCCCUGUCGAUGGUAUAUGUUGACCAUCGCAUUUGUCUACAACCGUUGGACUAAAUCUGAGCUGAGGUGUUACGUCAAUGGAAAGAUCACUUCCAGUGUCGAAAUGGCUUGGCCAAUCACAGGGUCAGACCCCUUCGAGAGGUGCGUCAUUGGGGGGUCUUUCGACCAGAGAGAUGAAAACGUCUUCUCUGGACGCAUUGCUUCCAUCACCGGAUUUACAGAGGCGCUAUCACCUCAGCAAAUUUCCGCCCUAUAUACCCUAGGCCCGAAUUACAAGGCAGUAUAUUCCCUUUUGCCUUUUCAGGGUCAACUGAGAUUCGAAUCUGAGGUUAAAGGACUUCUGUCAGAGACAGGGUGCAAGGCACUGAUUGAGAGCAAAUUGUCCGCUUCCAUCAUGUUUGUCUAUCAUCCUUUGGCGUGCGAUCACAACCUAUGUUUGGACCAAUCUCCAAAACUGAACGCUGUUUUUGCGCAUUCGCCUCAUGGACUUAUGCAAGGCAAGGUGCGGUCUGUCCGAACAACGUCCCUGCAAUCCUCCAUACAGAGUCUGGGAGGCAUUCAGCUGCUUUACCUCCUAUUUGAGCAGUUGGAUUUCGCGCUAGAGAACGCAGUGGACCCUGAUAGACCCCAAGACGAUGUGAAGCCCUUCCCCAUAGCUGCUCUGCUCUUCAACCUGCUCUUCGAUCUGGCGCGCACUUCAUACGCCCUGCAGGAUCAGCUUGCGCGCACCAACGGACUGGUGGUAUUCGCGCAGGCUCUCUGGCAAUCAUCUCCCGCCCACCUCACCGAGUCGCUGCUCAAUGGCUUGCUGGAGGCGGCGCGGUACCUCACCCGCGAGCUGCUCUCUGCCUCACCCUCCUCUCUUGCUGCCGGUGUUCCCUCCCUCCUCGUGCUCUUCCGACAGCUCUUCAACAAGCUGCUCUUUGCUAAUGGCUUGUGGCUGAGGGCCCCAGUUAGAGUGCAAGAUCGACUGUACGGUUUCCUGGCCGAUGAGUUUCGCGUGGAUUUGCUGGGUCAGUCGGGAAAGUCGAUUGUGGCCUCCGCACUGCAUGCUAUUAAAUACUACUUCUGGAUGGUUCAGCCCACCGAACCCCUCCUCGACUCCACUCCAGAUGAGAGACCAUCACUGAAGUACCUUGCGCGAAUUCGCUCCAACCUUCUGCUCUUCAUAAAGCCGCUCAUCCUUCAGCAGUAUCAGCUCAGCCCCUACAACGGUAACUUUCCACCCAACGGCGAGGAGGUGGACUAUCUCUUCAACUUCCUCUGCACUGUUAGAGAGUCGGACAAUUUGAAAGACGUGCUCUACUUUGCCGUGGCUCUAAUGUCCCAGCAUCCUGCGGUGAUGGUGCCGUGUUUCGACCGCCACGAUGGUAUUCAAUGCGUUUUCCAACUCCUCACCCUGCCUGACGAAGAUUCGCGACUUUAUGCGCUCAAAUUGCUAGGCUUCUUCCUCAAAUACAGCAAGUCCAAACGGAAGCAGGAAGCAGUGGCUCAGCACAGCAUCUUCAGCCUGCUCUGCGACCGCUUCGCUGCAGUGUCACCCGCCUUCACCAUGAAGGCCUAUAAUGUCUUCUUCGAGCUUCUGACAGAGGAUAUGACGCUGCAAUUGACGGAGAAAGUGCUCCCUUAUCCUAGCCAAGCACAGAGAAUUGAGAACCCGGCUUUGCUAAAGACGAUCGCUCUGCUAAUCAUCCACUCGAAACGCACUGCUGAACUGAUGACUAUUCGACAGGUCUUUUUAGAGCACCUCCUUGCCCUCUGCCUCAAUUCCGAUGUCAAUCGUCGAGCGGUGCUGCAAAUGUCGGUGUGGCAGGACUGGGUGAUUGGACUGGCAUCGCUGUUCCCACAGAACCGACAGAACAGCUACGCAACCGCGACUGUAAUGGAGGUGCUGCGCUGCCUCCUCUUUUACGCCCUUCGCUUUGAGUUUGGUGGGUGGCGAGUGUGGAUUGACACUCUGGCCAUUCUUCACUCGCGCAUCGCCUUCGAAGAAUUUCGUCGUGCUAACCACCAGGCUCACAUGGCGAAGAGUCGGGCAGAGUUGCCAUCGCAGCACGCAGCUGAUCCAGGUCCGCAGCUACAGUCAGUGUCGCAACCACAGCCCCUGGAAACCACGGAAUCAGUGGUAGAUGGACCGGCGACCUCCAAAGAAGUGGGAGAAUCGUCUCCCGAUGUAAAAGAGGUCGAUCUAACCGAUAAAGUCGUCCGAAAGCUGGUAGACAAUCUGCUAGAUCAACUGGUUCUAGAAGCUGCUGGGCCUAAUGAAAAGGUGGAAGGGAAGGGCGAUGAAGCUGAAACCUACCUCUCUGCUGAUGCGACUGCGCUUGUUGCCACUGCUCAUGCUAAUACUGCAAAGGGGGAUAAGGGUGAUCAUGCUCAAACCAAUUCUGCCACGACCACGCAGAAGUCGAACCAUGCACCGGAGAAGGUGGAGCCGCAGACCUUCCGAAUACCACCAUUUACCUGGUCCUACCUCCACCAGCUCCUUCUUGACAGUGUUCUCCGCUCUAUUGAGGACGAAUUCCACGCCAUAACAGCCGCAGGCCCGCAGGAGGCAACGGCGAAUGAAAAGGCGGUGGUGGUGGAGACGGAGACGGAGACAGAGUCAGAGGAGGAAAGCGAGAGCGUAGCCUUGUCUAACCUCCAAACCUUCAUCACUGAUCCUGCUAACCAGGUUUACGUUAUCAAUCUCAUCCACCUCGUCUCCCAACUCUCCGACGGCCUCGUUACUGCUAGUGGUGGUCUUCUGCCUCUCCUUGCCGCCACCACAUCACCUACGAUGGAGCUGGAGGUGCAGGAGCCCUCGAGCGGUCUUUCAUUGGAGACUGCUCUCGGUUUCCUUCUACGUGUCGCCAACAUCGCGGACGUGGUUGUUUUCAUGCCCUCCAUCAACCUUGGUGCAUUGGAAAAGGAGACUGGCAUGAAUUCUGGUGGCAUCGUCCGCCAAUGCCUCCGACUGGCCUGUCUGUGUGCUGUUCGCAACUCUCUUGAAGCCCGUCUCAAAGACUUUUUUCCUUCGGACGAGAUUUUAUCCCAACUGUACACCCAUCCGGCGCCACACCACCAUACCCCCUCACCCCUUCCACCUUUGGACUCGGCACCGUCGAUAGCGCAGCCAUCAUCACAACCAUCACUACCCCUGUCGUCAUCGACGUCCGCUGAUUUAGCCGAAACCUCAAACGCAGUAACUACUGCGACGGCCGCAACUCGAGUCAGGCGGCACUCCCUAUCCGCCUUCUACUUCUACGGAUUGUUGCGUCACAAAAUAGAGGUGAUUCAGCGUCUCGCCAAUCCAGCUGCCGGUACUCCUUUUCUCAGCCGAGAAUGUGUGGUCUUCCUUGAGCGAUUGCGACGCCUCCCGCCCGGUCUUCAACGCCUUGUACUUGGAUUAAGACCCUCUAUGGCGAACUAUUCUUCUGGAUUUAUGGUGGAUGGCGCAAAGUCCCUUAGUCUCCGCCGCGACCUUGCCUUUCCCAUUGAUGGCGGAGUAUUCGAUAGGACGGUCGCUCACCCCCUAGCGGACAUUGAAUCACUUCUCCAGAAUGUCGAUAUCAACCGAUUACACAACAUCGUCUACAGAGAGGAGGAGGAGACACGGCAGGUGCAUUUUGUCGCCCUGGCGGUGAUCUACUUUCUCUCCGUGCUGAUGGUCUCCAAGUACCGCGACCUGCUUGACCCCGUUAAUCUCUUGAGCCUGUGCCAACGCAAGGGCGCCCCACCGUCAUCAUCCCCUACUCCCGUCUCUCCCGCCUCUUGGCGUCUCGGAUCUUCCGCCUCCGCCAACCCCAUUGCAUCUACCACUGAAGUAACAGAGAAACAGACUUCAAAACAGUCUGAAGAACAGAACGCUGAGGACAGACCCUCUUCUAGUCAAUCUGACAGUGAGAAAACGAAUGUAACAAAAUCAGGUGAGGAUGAAAAAUCGACUGGAGCUUAUACGGAACCUGGAGUCAAGGAACAGGUCAAGAACGAACCAUCCGAAAAUGAAAAGGAGGAAGACUUAGCUGACGACGUAAAAGAGGGGAAAAGUGAAAGCAUCGAUAGUAGUGGUAGUGAUGAUGGUGAACAGAGAGUGGCUACAGUGCACCAAUACAUGCCCAAGACCACUCUCCCCGUCUCGCUGGACACUGGCAAGCCGACAGUGUGCAGCGUCAUCGGUGGUGGGUCCGAUUCGCAGCGCGCCCCCUCCGAGACUAGUGAGACCGCAGCAUCGUCACCGCCGACGCCACCCCACCUUCUUGCAUCACCUCCUGCUCCCACCACCACUACCUCGGCGGACCUCACUGAUCUGUUGGAGCGAGCUCUAGGCUCCUCGGUGCCUCUGCUUAAAAAUAUCUUCUUCGAUUUUGAGACUUUCCUUGCCAAAGCUCUUGUUGGCUCUCAUGGACAGGACCUCCUCUUAACUGGUGGCCUCUCUGCCCUUCGGAACUCCUCGUUGGCGGUGGAAAUUGUCAUGCUUCUGUGCUCGCAGGAAUGGCAGAACUCGCUGCAGAAACACGCCGGCUUAGCCUUCAUCGAGCUCGUGAACGAGUGUCGCCUGUUGGCAAAGGCCUCCCGCGAGCACUUCAUCAGCGUGGCUCAUGAGGCCGAUUUCAUUUUGGCGCGUCUGCGUAGCCUCGAGUUGCGCCGCCAGACAGCAUUUCGGGCGACGACGCUGCGACGCCAGCAAUGUCGCGUGACUGAGUUGGACACCCACCAAACUCGGCGGCUGGAGGCGGGAGCAGUGCGUGACGGUCUGGUGGCUGCGCACUGCCUAGCGCUCACCCAACAUCUCCUACAGUGCCUUCAACAGGCUCCGCUUCCACCCCCAUCGCUGCCAUCGGCGAAUCGAUGUGAUGUCAUCACCCCUGCCUCCUCGGCUCUUCUCCGACAGAUGCGGCUCUUCCUUGAGCGGACGAAGCGCCCACCGAUACGUAUCUUCUACCGCCUUGACACCUGGGAGGAUGAUAGUCGACGGCGUCGCCGUCUAGUCAUCAAUCCCUUCGGUUCAAGCCACCCCGAGGCGACUCUGCACUCUUCACCACCUCCAGUACCCGCACCACCACCAACUCUGGCUAUUGAUUCCACCGCGUUGAAUCUUCUUCCUCAAUCGGAGCAACAACAGCAUCAAGAAGAAAUGACAGCUGGAGGGGGAGACACGCAGAGGGGCAGUGUGGACUCCCUGCAGCCACCAUCCACUCCUUCAGCCUACUCGCCACUCACACUGACCGAGGCCAGUCUAGCACCCGGUCUCGUGUCUACACAUCAAGACGUCUUUACUUUUGGACAGUUGGAACCAGCCGCUAACGAUCCUGCGGUCGUCUCCACGCCAUGCCAACUUAUCACCGCGGGUGCAGCAGUGUACGGCAUCCUCUCCAUCACCAGCACCUAUUUCGCCUUCGAGACCGAUCCCGGUCACGAGUUGAAUCAAAAAAUCGACCCUCAAGUCCUCGCCUACACCAAAAACCUCUACUCAAAGUGGCCGUUCAGUGAAAUUCGUGCUGUCUUCACCCGAAGGCAUCUGUUGCGCAACGUUGCAUUGGAGAUCUUCCUAACCACCCGAUCUUCAGUAUUGUUUGCGUUGCCGGACGAGUCAACAGUGCGUCGAGUGGUCUACGCCCUCCCACCAGUGGGCAUCGGAGCGCGCUACGGCGUAACGCAGUCGCACCGAACGAGUCUGGCUACCGGGCGACAGCAUCUCUCCCUCUCACAGGCCACGCAGCGAUGGCAGCGUCGCGAAAUGUCUAACUUCGACUACUUAAUGUGCCUCAACACCUUGGCAGGGCGCAGCCUUAACGAUUUAAACCAGUAUCCUAUCUUUCCCUGGGUUCUCACAAACUACACCGACUCCUACCUCGACCUGAACGAGCCGGCAAAUUAUCGUGAUCUCUCGAAACCUGUGGGCGCACUCGACCCCGCCCGAAAGGCCUUCUUCGAUGAGCGCUAUGCGGAUUGGGAUGAUCCCACUCAGCCUGCGUUCCACUAUGGCACGCAUUACUCCACCGCUGCGUUCGUGCUCAACUACCUCAUCCGAUUGGAACCAUUCACUACUCUAUUUCUCAAUAUGCAGGGUGGGAAGUUCGACCACCCCAACCGGAUGUUCUACUCGGUGGAGGCGACAUGGGCGGGAUGCCUGCAGAGCAGCACGAACGUUAAGGAGCUCAUCCCUGAGUUCUUCUACUUGCCGGAGAUGUUCGAGAACACCAAUGACUACGACUUCGGCGCUCUCGAGGAUGGCACGAAACUCGGCGACGUCAUUCUGCCCCCUUGGGCCACCAGUCCCGAGGAAUUCGUCCGCAUCCACCGACAGGCACUAGAAUCGGAGCUUGUGUCAUGUCAGCUACACCAUUGGAUCGACCUAAUCUUCGGCUACAAGCAGCGUGGUCAGGAAGCGGUGAAAGCCACCAAUGUUUUCCACUAUCUCACCUAUGAGGACAGUGUCAAUUGGGAUAAGGUCACCGAUCCGGUACUGCGAGAGGCAUUGGAGGGUCAGAUUACAUGUUUCGGCCAGACACCAAGUCAGCUGCUGACAACACCCCAUCCUCCACGGGGUUCCGCACUCGCCGCCUGCCCUCGCCUCUUUGCCCCGCCCGUUCACGAGGUCACCGCCCGUUUACGUCCGGCGUCGCACGCGUCCAUCCUCGGCCUCUUCUUCGUAUCCAGCCCUCACCACGGCGUCGGUGCUGAUGUCUCCCUUCUUGCUGUCUCUACCAAUUGUGUCUUCACUGUUAACAAGUGGAAUAAGGCUGCGGCAGCUGCUGCUGCGGAUUCUGUUUUCAAGGCAACUUCCCCAACUCCAAUGUCGGUGGAGUCGAGUGAGACCUCCUCAAAGUCACAGGAGCCACCGCCGCCGUACUCACCACUGACCUCAAAUCUUCCUUCUUCCGCCACCUUGCCCGUCAUUUCGGCGGAGAGUCAAGUCACUCCACUCCUCACGCUCGAUCCCACACCCCUUGCACCGAACCCAUCAGGAAAUCGGCGCUAUAUUGGCGAGAACAUGGAUCCUUCAAUUCGCCUCACUGCGAACAACUUUGUGGUGACCGGUGACGGUCGUGCCAUCGUCGCAUGUGGCUACUUCGACUACUCCUUCCGCAUCUUCUCUGUCGACUCAGGUCGGUGCGUGCAGAGCGUGUGCGGUCACCAGGACGUAGUCACAUGUCUCGGCCAUUCGGAAUCUACCGCCAUCGGACACUGUUACCUCGCAUCUGGAGGUCGCGACGGUCUCGUCUGUCUCUGGAUCUUCGACACCAAAUCCCUUUGUCUCUUCUCCGAGCACUCCGGAGCGAUACCAAUGCCCCAUGUGACCCUCGUUGGACACCAGAAUGCGCUGCAGUGCAUCGCAAUUUCAGCUGAACUCGGUCUGGUAUUCAGAGGCGCCUGCCUACUGCACACCACGCAGGGUGAGCUGUUGCGUCGUUUUGAAGCGCCACAAACGGCAGCAGACCGACUGCGCCCCUGUGCUGUCUUUGCUGGAGCCGCCGACGCUGCUGCUGCUGUCGCUGCCGCAUCGCCGACACGCCUCGUGGUGACGCGACACGGUUACGUAGUCUUCCAACUCGGCGCUACCAAACUUGCCGUCUUCACGCUCAACGCGCGUCUCAUUCAGAGCGGAGUCAUUGAAGAACAGAGUAGCACCACCACCGUCUCUCAUUCCCCCCCUUCCGCUCCCAUUCCCUCCUCUUCUUCCUCCUCCAACGGUUCCCCACUGGCGGUGUCACAGGCACGGGCGCAGUUACAGUCGAAAGCGGAAGGGGAGGGCUACGCGGUCAGUGCGCUAGCGGUGACUCGAUGUGCGCACUUCCUCCUCGCCGCUGGCAAUGACGGCAUCGUCUCCAUCCUCCACCUCCACUCUCUCCGACUUCUCCACUGUUUGCCCCGCUGCAAAGCACCCAUCACUGCACUUGAUAUCAGCCCCGAUCACAGAUUCAUUGUGGUUGGUCUUGCGAAUGGUGGCCUCGUGGUGUUCAACGUGAACUUCAAUCGGUGGAGGGAGGAGAUUCAGGGAGGAAAACCAAAGCAGCAGCAGCAGCAAUCACGCCAGGAUCAGGAUGAUCAACAGCAGCACACCACCCGCUCCUACCCUCCCCAACCUGCAAACAGUAACACCACCACCAGCACCACAAAAACUGAAGAGCGGGAGGGGGCACAGGACGAGGAACAGCUACCAGUAACCCCCGAGUCCGCGGCCACUACUGCCACCUGA
Messenger RNA from Echinococcus granulosus, 8946 nucleotides. Its product is annotated as Neurobeachin. The coding region runs from base 1 to 8946 and encodes 2981 amino acids. Lineage: Eukaryota; Metazoa; Platyhelminthes; Cestoda; Cyclophyllidea; Taeniidae. The record is from RefSeq and is a predicted model, not a curated record. Gene Ontology annotation, molecular function: protein kinase binding. Gene Ontology annotation, biological process: intracellular protein localization. Gene Ontology annotation, cellular component: cytosol; membrane. The transcript has 42 exons.